Messenger RNA from Zootoca vivipara (common lizard), 6877 nucleotides. RefSeq names its product minichromosome maintenance 9 homologous recombination repair factor (gene MCM9). The record is from RefSeq and is a predicted model, not a curated record. Gene Ontology annotation, molecular function: ATP binding; ATP hydrolysis activity; single-stranded DNA helicase activity. Gene Ontology annotation, biological process: double-strand break repair via homologous recombination. Gene Ontology annotation, cellular component: MCM complex; nucleus. Lineage: Eukaryota; Metazoa; Chordata; Lepidosauria; Squamata; Lacertidae.
AGCUACGGUACUACCGCCGGCGGCAGCGAAGACUGCGAGGAGUGGCCGGCCGACCCGCCUGGGUAAGUCUUAACGGAACCCCCGGAGGAAAGGCGGCGGAGCUCUUUCUUUCUCUUUCCCCCCUAUAACGCGCUCCUCCGGGGUUCCGUCCUCCUUCACACGCUUCCCGGCGAAUACGAAGAAGCCGCUCCGCCUGAAAGGCUGCGUCUCCCACAGCGGCGGAAUUGGUUCACUAUGCUUCUCAGUACUGAACAGAUAAACCUAAUUGGACAAGUGUUUGAGUCGUAUGUUCUGGAGCACCACAAAAACGAUCUCUUGCUGAUUUUAAGAGAAAAAGAUGAUGAUACGCAUUACCCAGUUAUUGUUGAUGCUAUGACGCUCUUUGAGACCAACAUGGAAGUUGGUGAAUAUUUUAAUGCUUUUCCCAAUGAAGUGCUUCCCAUUUUUGACAAUGCGUUGCGCAGGGCAGCCGUGAGCCUUUCUCAGUCUGUUCCUCAGACGGAUGACUUUGUUGUUAAACAAAACCUUCAUGCCAGGAUAUCGGGUUUGCCUGUUUGCCCAGAGCUAACCAGAGAACACAUCCCAAAGACCAAAGAUGUGGGACACUUCCUCUCAGUCACUGGCACUGUUAUUCGUACCAGCCUUGUGAAAGUCCUGGAGUUUGAACGGGAUUACAUGUGCAACAAGUGCAAGCAUGUGUUUGUGGUCAAGGCUGACUUUGAACAAUACUAUGCUUUCUGCCGUCCGCCAGCCUGUCCUAACGAAGAAGGCUGCAACUCAUCUAAGUUUACUUGCCUCUCUGGAACAUCCUGUGGACCCAACAGUUGCAGAGACUAUCAAGAAAUCAAGAUUCAGGAGCAGGUUCAAAGGCUCUCUGUUGGAAGUAUUCCCCGUUCUAUGAUAGUUGUCCUUGAAGAUGACUUAGUUGACAGCUGCAAAUCUGGUGAUGACAUAACAGUUUAUGGAGUAGUAAUGCAGAGGUGGAAACCUUUUCACCAGGAUGCGCGUUGUGAUGUAGAGAUUGUCUUAAAGGCCAAUUACAUCCAAGUAAACAACGAGCAGAUGUUAGGUGUUAUAAUUGAUGAGGAGGUCCGCAAGGAAUUUGAAGAUUUUUGGAGAAAACAUAGGAGCGAUCCCUUAGCAGGGAGAAAUGACAUUUUAGCAAGCUUGUGCCCUCAGAUUUUUGGGUUGUAUCUUGUGAAGUUGGCAGUAGCCAUGGUGCUUGCAGGGGGUGUACAGAGAACAGAUGCUGCAGGCACUCGGGUUAGAGGUGAAUCACAUCUUUUACUGGUUGGUGAUCCUGGAACAGGGAAAUCUCAGUUUCUGAAAUACGCAGUAAAGAUUACUCCACGUUCUGUACUUACAGCAGGAAUUGGAUCCACAAGUGCAGGUUUAACAGUGACUGCUGUGAAAGACUCUGGAGAGUGGAACUUGGAGGCUGGAGCCCUCGUGCUGGCUGAUGGGGGACUUUGCUGUAUUGAUGAGUUUAACAGCAUCAAGGAACACGACAGAACCAGCAUUCACGAGGCAAUGGAACAACAGACCAUCAGUGUGGCCAAGGCUGGUUUAGUGUGCAAGCUGAACACAAGGACCACUAUCUUGGCAGCAACCAAUCCAAAGGGGCAGUAUGACCCUAACGAAUCUGUCUCUGUGAACAUCGCCCUUGGGAGCCCUCUCCUUAGCAGGUUCGACCUUGUCCUGGUAUUGCUGGAUACAAGAAAUGAAGAAUGGGAUCGCAUAAUUUCCUCAUUCAUACUGGAAAACAAAGCUUGCCCAAGUGUGUCUGAAAAGCUGUGGACUAUGGAGAAAAUGAAAACAUAUUUCUGCCUUAUAAAGAACCUGCAGCCGGUAUUGACUGAUGAAAGCAACUUGAUUCUUGUCCGCUAUUAUCAGAUGCAGAGGCAGAGCGAUUGCAGGAACGCUGCGCGAACCACCAUCCGCUUAUUAGAGAGUUUGAUACGAUUAGCUGAAGCACAUGCUCGGUUGAUGUUUAGAGAUACUGUGACUGUGGAAGAUGCAGUAACCGUGGUUUCAGUGAUGGAGUCUUCAAUGCAGGGAGGUGCACUCCUUGGAGGUGCCAAUGCCCUGCACACAUCAUUUCCCGAAAAUCCCUUGGAGCAGUAUCGAAUGCAGUGUAAACUGAUCCUCGAGAAGCUGGAACUCCAGGACAUUCUGCGUGAAGAAUUCCAAAGACUUGACAGAUUGCAGAAUGAAAAUUCAUCUCAGUCUCUGCAGUCCAAAGAGGCAUCCUCAAACAAUCGCACACUUGAGAAAUCGGAACAGAUGUCUCAUCCGCAACAUUCAGACCAAGAGGGCAAUAAUAUACAAUUGCAACCUGAUAAGCAUCCAAUAUUUCCAAGCAGCCAGACAUCUGAUGAUAACAGAGUAACAAAAGAAUGGGACAAACCCAGUGAAGGCAGCAAGGACAGUAGCUUGAGCUGGUUUGACAGUAUGACGGACAGCAACACUGAAGCUGAAUGGAGCAUUUAUGAGUCUCCAGUUGCAAGAAUGUCUCCAACUGCAAGAACGUCUUUGAAAGACCCACACUACAAACCCUGCUCUAAAGAAAGAAAUGACUUAAGUGAAGCCAAGCAAACCACAAGCUUCCCUCCAGGAGCAAGUGCCAAAGGCCCAAAUGCAGCGGAUUGUACCUCACCUGAUUUAGUGAUUACUCAAAGGGCCUCUAAGAAAUGGCGCAGGGCAAAUGUUGAAGGAGUUAAUGUGUUUUGUGCAAGUACCCCAGAUCCUAAGGUUGAUUGCUCUCCAACUUUAUUUUCUCCUGGUCCAGCCGUUGUUCCACAACACCCCAGAACAGACUCGGGUGCUUCCUCACCUCACAGUGCGUCUUUAAGGCAACAGAAGUCUGCUACUUCAACCAGAAAGCGAAACAGAGGCCAAACAAAUAAAGGUGCAGCAGGAAGUUCUAAACUUGAAAUCCUGGAAGAUUUGGGACCUGCGGCUGCUAAACUAGCUAAGUUUCAGUGUAAGCAGAAGCCAAAGCUUCCUUGGCCUUCCGAAAAUGAAAAUCAUGCCCAGUUGCCUGAUACUGUCUGCAGCCCUCACACUUCUACCAAAACUGUGUCAAAAGUGGGGAAGCCAAGGGGAGAAGACUGUCCUGAGGAACACCGCAAGGAACAGAAUACUAAGGUGGGAAAUAAUAGAAUGGAGAAACUCCCUUGUGAUAACCAAAGAGAGGAGGAGGAGGAGGAGCAAAACGAUCAUUCACUCCCUUCCUCCACAAAAAAGGCAAGAAUGAGAGAGGAAGUAGCAGAUGGUGCGAACACAAAAAAAGUGUGCUCCAGUAUACUGGCAAAAUUAGCCAGCUUUGCCUUCAAGCCAUCAGCUGAAUCAAAGCCAAAGUCUCCAGGUUUGUUGCAUGUCACCAAUAACGACAGGGACAGACAGAGGGAGCCAUUGGAGGCCCAAACCUCCAAUAGCAUGGGGCACUCACGGAAGUGCUUUGAACUGGGAAGAGCCAGCACUGGCACAGGAAAAACUUUGUUCUCAAUAGCCGAUUUUGAUGAUUCCACCCUAGACUUCGACUGGGAUGAAGAAAGCAAGAGGGAACUCAAAUCUUAAAACAGAACUUCUGCUUCCUCCUCAAAAUGGCACUGCAAAAUGCUGGAAAUGAAAUCUGCCUUAAUCUUGCCUAAAUGAAUCCACCAAAUGGUCUCUUUACAAAGGUUGGGUUCCUGAGCUUACUCCUGCUGUUGGAAGCAUCCUCUGAGCAAAGUUCCACUCAUGUGAUACUUCUGUCAGCAGAACAGGGGAAGUGGCAUUCAGUAAUUUUCUCCUUCCUCUUGUAGUCCCGUUCCCCCCCCUCUUUGUCCUGAAAACCUUGUUUGGACGGUUCUCCAAAGCAGCAUGAGACAUGGGAAUGAAGAACUGGAGAAAAUGCCUUGCCCCUUUCUGCCAGCAGAAUCAUGCACUAGAUCCGGGUCCCAUCAGUGAAUGGAUCCUCUCCAUUCACAAAAACCUAGUUAGGAUUCAAAGAACAAAGAACAUUUCUAAAUCCUGGCGUCCUUAAAUGUGGUACUUUUAGGACACCCAGACUGCUGUCCUCAAACAAGUUAGUAGACUGCUAUGGAGUUAGUAGACUACUGUACUGCGUCAAAGUUAGUAGACUACUAUGGAGGAUUGCCUUGAGGCAAGUAUCAGGUCAGGUGCCAUUGCAACUAAUUCCUCUUUUCCUCCCAAGAUGUCUGAUUCCACUGACUGUUUUGUUGGCAUAUUUUAGAUAUCACUUGGUUAAACCGAGGGAGGAAUAACCCCUGACAUAUGAAUAUAUGCCUAUAUAUGAAUACACAACACUUUCCUUAUGGCUUACUUGGGCACAGUCCACUUCAAGAAAGUCCUUCCUUCCUUCCUUCCUUCCUUCCUUCCUUCCUUCCUUCCUUCCUUCCCGUGAUGCGUCUGUUAGGAUCCCAUCCAUGUCCUAUUGAAAUUGUUCUUUUGCAGCCAUAAUUGGUAGUUUAUGUACUGCUAGCCAACUGGUCCAUAUUUGAAGGAAUUGAAGUAUUGCUUAACAGUACCAUGGAUCUAUAGCUAAAUGCCAAUUGCAUAAAUCAUGUUACUUCUCAGAUGUGAUUUGCUUCUCAUUUAUCGUGCAUGUGCUUCAACCAGUAGCACAAGGUGCGGAGAAAGUGUGUCCUCAUUUAGGCUGGAAUCCUACCAGUGGAGUUUCUUCCUGUCUUUAAAAUACGGUGGUGAUUUAAUGUGACUGGCAUAGCUAUGUUGUACUGCUUCCACCCGCUAGAUGGGAGUUGUAGUUCAAAGCAUCUGCAGAGCACCAGGUUGGGAAGGCUGCUUUAAGGGGAUAAAUUUGUUUCCUAAGGUACCCUAUGCAUUGGAUAUUGAUUGGCUGGUUGGUUGGUUGAAAACCCAGCUUCUGUGUUCCAUUUUACAAGCUUGGGAUAGAUUAUUUUUUGAACUUUAGGGGCUGAUCCACAUUCAGGGCUGGUGUUUUUUAAGACUGGUAUUGCUCCUUGCCUCCUUUUGAUUCACUCUGUGCUUGCUGCUGCCUUGAAUGGAUGGAUACACACCGAAUGGCUCGCCCUGCCAGGGUAUGGCAUGGGAAAGAGAAUUAGGCAUAUGGAAAGAAACAGUCCAUGUAAUCAGUGAUGAGGGGGGAUAUAUUUUGGUAACCUACUUAGAAGUUGCUGUUGCUUUUACAAUCAAGCAGUCUAUAAACCCUGAGUACAUCAUUUUUAAAAAAGACAUCUCAAAUGCCACAUAGAUCCUCCCACUUUUUAUUGUGCUUCCCAGUGGCAGGUAGUAUGGACUCGAAUUAUGAAUGUGCUCCAUGGCGAGCAGCAAUUGCAUUUUCAAAAAUCCCCAAGGCAACCCUGCCUUGCAAAUGCAGGGGCUGCAAUGUGGAUCUGGCCUAGGAGAUAAUUUGGUACUUUACCUCCUUUAGGGUAACAGAAACCAGGUGUGAUGAGGUUCACAGCCCACACUUGGUUGAUGUCCUGAAUUUGGAGGUUACUGAACUUCACAGCGUGUCUUCAAGUCGCUGUAUGUGUUGGUAUUGAUUUCUGACAAUCUGUGCCCUGGUUUUGGUGCCCAGUGACGGCAGCACCAGCAGUUCUCCAGUCUCUGCAGGGCACUGACAUAAGCAGAACAUUUCUCCCGUCUCUGCACAAUGAAUGCACUAGACUAGAGCACAUUCCACACAAGAGGGUCUUUGUAUUCCUCCUGUAUCCAAAGCUAUGUAGAGUUCAUGCUGAGAACCAGGGACAAUGUGCUUGUAACAGAAGUGCAUUAAUGGAAAAGACUGGUGUGACCUUUAGUAAAAGACAAUCUCGUUCUAGAUCAUUUCAGUAUUUCUCUUAGUUGUACUUGCCAUAAAAGACAAAAUCACGACUCCAGAAUGGAACUGAAAGUUAUGCUCUUAACAGCUUUCCUUAUAUCAGAGGGCUUUUGCUGUUAGAAAUACAGAUGUUAUUUUGCUAUGCUGUUUCAAACAAAGGAGAUUUCACAGCUUUCUUAAGCAUCAUGUGUCCUUUAAUCCAGUUGCUUGGAUGUGUGUGUGUGUGGAACAGCUCAAGAGUGAAGUCACAGUCAAGGCAGUCAAGAGACUUAAUGAAUAACAGUUUUUGCCUGUGCUUUCUUUUUAUCCCCUAGACUUUGGUCUUUUUCCCCUUGUGGUUUUGUACCAUUCUGGCUGAAAUCCUAUACAGUACAUGUUUACCUAUGAGUAAGUCUCAUUGAAUUAAAGGGGGGCUGCUUCUGAACAGAGAGAUGUAAGACUGUACUGCACUUAUCAAAGACUGUUCUCGUUGAUUGAGAAAUAAAUUCAUAUAUUACACUAGUCUGAUCCUUGAAGCACUGCAUCAGCAGAAGCUCCAUUAAUGUGCAUGGGUUGUCUGUGAGUAGAGAAUGCAGUAGGUCACACUGAAAAGCAAAGCUGGAAUUCUUACUGAAUAAAUAAAGCAUCAGUCGGGUCUCCCAAGUGAUGGCAAGUAGUAUUGCAUUCCAUAGGAGAUGCAUUUAUUGACGGAAAACUUGGUAUUAAAUGCUCAGUAUUUGUUGCAAUUGAACCACAAAUUUCAUUAAUAAUAAAUGAUAUGCUCUUUAUCCACUAGAAACUGAUAUUUCCUGUUUUAUCCAUUUUGAGAACAGAUUGCUUUCUGUUAUUCUUGAGAAUGCGGGGGGGGGAAUCUCAUUGGAAUCAUAAUUAUUCUUCCUUGACCGAACCUUGUCAUUUGCAUUUAUUUUAUCAAUGAAAGCCUCGCCCUACAGCAGUUUCCCCACUGACCUUUCUUGUGCACCCCCCUCUGUACACUGGUUUUGCAUUUGUACCUGUGAGUGCUUAUCACUUCAAUGAAUGAAUAAUUUUAAAACAAAUGAAUCGGAUGCAGUGAACUAGGCCAGAGUU